AUGAUACCCUUUAUACUUUUUGUUAUUGCAUUUUUGAGACAAGCCUUAUGCUACCCACAGGCAAUUCUUUCACAUCAAAUAUCUCCCAAGGUAAUGAUAGUGUCAAUGUUCCAACCAGAGGAAGAAGCAUGGACUUCAAAAGUUGAUUUUCAACACAACAUCACCGUUCCAGGUUUACAUCCUUUAUACCUGAAUGUUCAUUGCACUUUUAAUUUUGAUAUUUGUCAAUUUACAACUGGGGAAGGAGAGAUAAAUGCUGCCAGUUCGGUGGCAUUUUUAAUCUCAAAUUCGAAAUUUGAUUUUUCAAAGACUUAUUGGUUGUUGGCAGGAAUUGGUGGAGGUGACCCUGCUAAAGUAACUACUGGAUCAGUAACAUUUGCAAAAUAUGCUAUACAAGUUGGUUUACAGUAUCAAAUAGACUCUCGAGAAUUGGAUAGUACGAAUUAUAAGGAAGGUUGGACCGCAGGAUAUUUCAGUUAUGGGACAAAGCAUCCUCAAGACUAUCCUGAUUCAGUUUAUGGUACUGAAGUUUUUGAAGUAAAUGAGAAAUUAAGGGACAGAGCCAUGGAGUUAUCCCUUAAAAAUGAAAAAUUGUUAAAACUUGGUGAUGAUGAUAAUGUCAAUUUAAGAAAAUUAUAUUCUAGUCCUGCCAAUAAAAUUCCAACUAUUUUAGCUUGCGAUGUUUUGACUAGUGAUAAUUAUUUCACAGGACAUGUGUUAAAUGAUUACUUUAGUAGCUAUGCCCGGUUAAUCACUAAUAGUUCUGCAAAUUAUUGUUCAAGUGCACAAGAAGAAAAUGCUACUUUGGAAUCAUUUAUUAGAGUUGCCAAAAAUGGCUUGAUUGAUUAUGAAAGGAUUGUUAUUAUGAGAACAAUUUCUAAUUUUGUUGCGAAACCUAAAGACUUAUCAAUUGACGCAAUUGAGUUUUUCAAUGAAUAUCCUAAAGGUGGUAUUCAACAUGCAUUAGACAAUUUGUAUAUUGGUGGUUGGCCGUUUGUUGAAGAUGUAAUUAACAAUUGGGAUAGUUUAUACGAAAAUGGUCAAUCUUUCAAAGCAGAGAAUUACCUAGGUGAUAUUUUGAAUACACUUGGUGAACAAGGUAAAGAUUUUGGUAAAGAUUCUUAUCACAUCAGUUGA
This is a messenger RNA of Candida dubliniensis CD36, 1137 nucleotides long. RefSeq lists its product as uncharacterized. The transcript has a single exon. Gene Ontology annotation, molecular function: catalytic activity. Gene Ontology annotation, cellular component: endoplasmic reticulum. The record is from RefSeq and is a predicted model, not a curated record. Gene Ontology annotation, biological process: transmembrane transport; nucleoside metabolic process. Bases 1 to 1137 code for a protein of 378 amino acids. Lineage: Eukaryota; Fungi; Ascomycota; Pichiomycetes; Serinales; Debaryomycetaceae.